Rhodotorula toruloides NP11 is the source of this 1266-nucleotide messenger RNA. Its product is annotated as sphingolipid delta-4 desaturase. The record is from RefSeq and is a predicted model, not a curated record. NCBI's taxonomy places the organism in Eukaryota, Fungi, Basidiomycota, Microbotryomycetes, Sporidiobolales, Sporidiobolaceae. The transcript has 8 exons. Gene Ontology annotation, cellular component: membrane. The coding region runs from base 1 to 1266 and encodes 421 amino acids. Gene Ontology annotation, molecular function: sphingolipid delta-4 desaturase activity. Gene Ontology annotation, biological process: ceramide biosynthetic process.
AUGGCUCAGUUCGCCGACCCAGAGACGCGCUUCGACCUCUUCGGCGGGGCUGAGGAGCUUCCCCCGUCGCUGCGACCCCGCACCUCGGCUCGCUCUUCCUCCUCCUCUUCGUCGUCCACGGGCACGCCAGCAUCGUCAUCCGACUCGGAGGAGGCAGAGACGCGCGCGACGACGCCGGGUGUGGACGAGGGGAAGCCGGCUUGGGUGUUGCCUGGCGAGCAGUGGGCGCCGAGGACUAUUGAGCCUGCGAUGGACGGGAGCGACUUUCUGUGGCAGAUGACGGAGGAGCCGCACCGAACGCGGCGGAAGGCGAUCCUGAAGGCCCACCCAGAGAUCACCAAGCUGAUGGGCCACGAACCCUUGACGAAAUGGGUCGUCCUCUUCGUCACGCUCGUCCAAUUCAGCACCGCCUUCUACCUCCGCAACACACCCUUUUUCUCCUGGAAGUUCUGGAUAUUCGCCUACCUCAUCGGCGGCACCGCCAACCAGAACACCUUUCUCGCCGUACACGAGAUCACCCACAACCUCGCCUUCCGUGGAGUCAGGGCGAACAGGCUGUUUGCGAUCUUUGCCAACUUGCCGAUUGGCGUGCCGUUCGCGAUGAUGUUCAAGAAGUACCACAUCGAGCAUCACAAAUUCCUCGGCGAGGACGGCAUGGACACCGACCUCCCCUCUCGACUCGAGCUCCUCGUACUCAAGACUGUCCUCGGCAAGACAUUCUUCUGCACAUUCCAGAUCUUUUUCUACGCCCUCAGGCCCGGCUUCAUCCGCUAUCAAGCCCCGACGCGCUGGAUGGCCCUCAACAUGGUCGUCCAGCUCUCGUUCAACGCGCUCGUCGUCAAGUUCCUCGGCUGGUACUCGAUGCUCUACUUCCUCCUCAGCAGCCACAUGGCGGGCAGCUUGCACCCAUGCGCUGGUCACUUCAUCGCGGAGCACUACCUCUUUGACGGACACGACCAGGAGACAUGGUCGUACUACGGCCCGCUCAACAUCCUGUGCUACAACGUCGGCCUUCACCAGGAACACCACGAUUUCCCCUCCGUCCCUUGGACGCGUCUGUGGAAGUUGCACGACAUUGCGAAGGAGUUCUAUGACCCGCUUCCGGUGCAUACGAGUUGGCCGGGCGUCACUUGGAGGUUCAUCACUGACCCCUCAGUAGGCAUGUGGUCCCGCGUCAAGCGAAAAGGGAAAGGUGACCCGCGAGGGAACGACGGAGGAGGCGGAGUCGGGUCGGUCGCGAACGCCGGAGGGUUGAAGGAUGAGUAG